This is a messenger RNA of Galendromus occidentalis (western predatory mite), 486 nucleotides long. RefSeq names its product lysine-rich arabinogalactan protein 19-like. Lineage: Eukaryota; Metazoa; Arthropoda; Arachnida; Mesostigmata; Phytoseiidae. The record is from RefSeq and is a predicted model, not a curated record. Bases 1 to 486 code for a protein of 161 amino acids. The transcript has a single exon.
AUGAAGACCUUCGCUUUGACCUGCAUGCUCGCAGCCGUGGUGUCGACCUCCUUCAUACAGAUCACCGCGGCAAACCCUUCAACCACACCUCCACCGUACCACAGGAGAGGCGGUGCGAUCAUCAUCCAGAGCAAGAACAUACUCGUCGACAAGCCUGACCCGAAGCCGAUCAUUGUUCCGGCGGCUGAUGUGAUCGCUAUGGUAUCUCUGCCCGCGGCCCCUGUUGUUCCUGUCGCAGCACCGCCCGUGCUACCCGUCUUACCACCACCCGCGGUCGCACUUGCCCCUGCGCCCGUGCUUCCUGCCGCCCCUGCGCCCGUGCUUCCUGCCGCCCCUGCGCCCGUGCUCCCGCUCGCCCCUCCGCCCGUGCUUCCUCUCGCAGCUCCAGCCGCGGUUCCUCCCGUCGCGGUCGUAUCUGAAGUCACGGUAGUGAAAGUGCCCGCCGUAGAAGACGUUCAAGUCGCCAAAGUGCGACCCAGCGCUUAA